Messenger RNA from Hymenoscyphus albidus, 771 nucleotides. Lineage: Eukaryota; Fungi; Ascomycota; Leotiomycetes; Helotiales; Helotiaceae. The record is from the annotation of a GenBank genome assembly.
AUGUUUCCUAAACCAACGAUCGUCUUCAUCCAUGGAUCAUGGCAUAACCCAAGCACCUGGGACAAAGUUGCUCCUCCCCUCGAAGCUCAAGGCUACAAAUGUGUCUUAGUCUCUCUCCCUUCAGGUUCACCAACAACCACAGCAUCUACAACAUUCUUAGACGACCUUACCGCGGCCCGGAACGCAAUUAUUUCCGAGACAACACAAGGGCGUGAUGUUGUAGUUGUGGUACACUCAUACGGAGGAAUCGUAGGCGCUAGCGCCAUCAAAGACCUCGCCAAACCAAAAGAAAUCACACCAGAAAAUAAAUCUGGUCAUGUAAUCGGCCUAGCUCUGAUAGCAACCGGCUUCGCAGCGACCGGAAUGAGUUUCCUCGACCCCAUGGGCGGAACACCGCCACCCUUCUUCACACUCGAUCCAAGUGGCUUUGCCGUCCUAGCCGUGGACCCGAGAGAGUUCUUCUACCACGAUCUUUCCGAUGAAGAAGCAAAGUAUCGUGUGGGUAAGCUCGGAAAACAAGCCUUCGCGGCUUUGAAGGAUGGGGGAGAACAUGUUUAUUCGGGUUGGAAGGAUGUGCCGUGUUGGUUUUUGGCUACGGUUGAGGAUAGGGGUCUGCCGAUUGAGAUGCAGAGGAUGCUUGUUGGCAUGGCGAGGUCGGAGGGUGCUGAUAUUGUGUUGAGGGAGGUGCAGAGUAGUCAUUCGCCGUUUUUUAGUAGGUCGGAAGAGACUGUGGAGUUUUUGGUUGAUGCAGUUACCGCUUUUGCGAAAUGA